Prosopis cineraria is the source of this 1101-nucleotide messenger RNA. Its product is annotated as lipid phosphate phosphatase epsilon 1, chloroplastic. Gene Ontology annotation, molecular function: dolichyldiphosphatase activity. Gene Ontology annotation, biological process: protein N-linked glycosylation; lipid biosynthetic process. Lineage: Eukaryota; Viridiplantae; Streptophyta; Magnoliopsida; Fabales; Fabaceae. Bases 183 to 1037 code for a protein of 284 amino acids. The record is from RefSeq and is a predicted model, not a curated record. The transcript is spliced from 4 exons. Gene Ontology annotation, cellular component: intracellular membrane-bounded organelle; endoplasmic reticulum membrane.
CACUCCGGACGUGUGGAUGCAACAAUUGCAGUAGAAGCCGACAGAUUCUCCAUUUAUUGGACUUUUCUGACUGACCAUGGCCUGAAGAAACCUCCGGGUCGUUUCCACGCUAAUAAGACGCCGAAUGGCCCACGUAAUUUCUUCAUUCUCUCCAUAAGACGUCGCUGCCACCACCCUCCGCGAUGGUGGUUGCCACCCCCGUUUGUUACAAUCCCUCUUCCAGAUGUCUGGCUCCCAAUUUGCCUCGUCAAAGAUUCUGUCAUCGCUCUUCUUUUGCUGAUUCGUUUUCUGCCUCCAGAUCAAACUUCUUCCCCAGGAGGCCCCUUUCUCUUUCCCGGGGAAACCGCCUCUUGGUACAGAAUAACAUGGAUGAAUUGGUUAAAACUUAUGCUAUCCGAGAUAAUGAUAGUGAUGAAGGCGUUCAAGUGCUUGAGCAGGAAUCUUUAAUUGAUGGAUCAUCCCAGCUCGGCUUUAAGUUUCCGCUUCGUGAGCUGGAACCAACUCUCAAUCGACUGAGCAAGUGGAUGGUAUCUGCCUUCUUUGGUGCUCUCAUUCUCUGGAGGCAUGAUGCAGAAUCCUUAUGGUUUGCAGCAGGAUCUAUUUUAAAUGCUGUGUUUUCUGUUGUACUCAAAAGAAUACUGAACCAGGAACGGCCUUCUACCCUAAAAUCUGACCCUGGAAUGCCAUCUACACAUGGACAAUCCAUCUUCUUUUUUGUCACUUUUGCUAUUUUGUCAAGUGUAGAAUGGCUAGGGUUAAGUGUAUCUAGCAUUAUCAUCAGUGGACUUGCCUUGGCGCUUGGUUCUUAUUUUUCAUACCUACGGGUAUCCCAACAACUUCAUACAGCGAGCCAAGUGGUUGUUGGUGCCAUCGUAGGAUCCAUCGACUCUAUCUUGUGGUAUUGGUUAUGGAAUGCUUUUGUGCUGGAUGCAUUUGUAUCCUCUCAAUGGGUUAGAGUCGCUGUUGUUUUGGGGUCUGCUGGAAUUUGCUUUGGUUUUGUAAUCUAUGUAAUUCGCCAUUGGCUUAAAGACGACUAGGAACUUCAUCAGAAUUGUUACAACAUGGUAUUGGCUUUAUUAAAUAGAAAUUUCAAGUUUUUUA